This is a messenger RNA of Paraglomus occultum, 711 nucleotides long. The record is from the annotation of a GenBank genome assembly. NCBI's taxonomy places the organism in Eukaryota, Fungi, Glomeromycota, Glomeromycetes, Paraglomerales, Paraglomeraceae.
AUGGCACCACGGACGGGCUCUUCGCCGCCACCGCCUUCUCACAACUCGUAUGACGACGACAUAGAUAUUGACGACGAACCUGAUAGCUUUCCAGACUGUCCUUCGUCCAAGCAUUUGGCCGCACCGUCCAAACGACAAGACAUUACAGGUUCGAGUCGGACAGCGCGAGCUAAUGGCACACGCCGAAAUGUGUUCUCCAUACUCGGCCAACUAAACAUUUCUCCCAAAGUGUUCUCUUCUACGACUAUACAGACAGCAGCACUCAUUGCCGUCUACACCAUCUGUAUAACAACUUUAUGGAUUAUCUUUUGCGCAUCAUACAUUCUAACGUUCUACGAUGAUACUAAAAAACUCGUACGCACUUCUCGAGUAUGGGCUCGAGUGAAACAUGGAGUACGCGAGAGACUAUCUAUGAUGGGGGAAGACUGGGAAGGAUUAGCUAAAAAAUAUUUUGACCAACCGUGGACAGAAUUCAAUUCCAAUACAGACGCUGCCAGCAAGAGCGCACAUUUGAACGAUCAACAAAGGAAUUCUAAUUCUGGAUCUACGAAAACUCCGCAGAAAGAGUGGGAAGAGUGGUUAAAGUCGAUGAUGUACAAGUUUGUGUCAGGCGUUGCUGGGCAGGAAACUAGUAACAAAUUUUACCAGAAUGGGGGAGCAAGGUUUAGACCUUCAGCUCAAGCUGGUGGCUCUAACGAUGGACGUCGUUGA